CACCGGAAGAUCAAUAAUUCAGAAUAAACAACUGAGCGAAAGCCUUUUGAUAAACAGCCUGGUUCUGCUUUAUCCCAGAACUUACUGUCCUGAAAACCAAGGCUUGCCUUACAGGAUAACGUGCGCCGGAACAUGACUACUUGUUGAUUCGAUAAGAAACCCGAAGUUGCGUAAAACAUUUGACAGUUUCACGGGAUGUAAAGAUGGCGUAAUAGGAGGAAAAUGGCAGGACAAUGUGGCUAAUAAGCGGGUUUAUAUUGUGGUGUUACAUCAAGUCAGUAGUGACAGAUGGUGUGCCUCCAAGCACGGCUGCCUCUAAAUGCAAUUCAAGGCUUGUUCAUUGUGUUUGUGUUAACAAGACCGACCACGGAGUGGUUUCAUUCAAGUCUGCUCGGUGUGUUUCAAAUUUGGCCACUUGUCAACAAUUAGAUACAGAAGUUACAAAAUGUUACAGAGCAAAACCACCAUCAAAAGGCCACAAUUCAUAUCUUGAAAUGAGAGCAGAAGUCGAAACAGGGAAGUCGAAAUGUCUCCCAUACUUUGAUAAGAAUGCUCCUUUUGGUUCUCCAAAAGUGGUUCUUGUGAAUACACCUCGUGUUAGAAAUGCUGUUGUUGAUGACCGAGUAGAAAUUGAAUGUCAAGUCACAUCUAAUCCUGAAGCCCACUUGUACUGGAUUUCUGAUAAUGGACAAGUCAUUACAAGUAGUGGCAGAUUUCUUGUUUCAAACAGAAAUUGUAAUCCAACAUUAACAAUAAGUUAUCUUCUGGCAUCUGACAGUGGGAAUUAUUCAUGUGUUGCUAAUAACUCUGUGGGUUCAUCCAGACAGACGGUCAAGAUUAUUGUGAAAGUGAGGCCUUACGACAAGCCAUCCGUACGCUAUGUCGGGAUUGAUGGUGACCGUUACGCAGCAUACCUCGGAAGCACCAUCAAUUUGACAUGUACUAUAGACUUUGGUGUACCCGGUGGGCUCGUGCGCUUCCGUCGUGUUGGGCAACUUGUUGAUGACGGGGGGAGGUAUUGGAAUUUUCUUGGAUUACAAGAAAAGUCAUUAUUUACCCAGAAGUUACGGAUCUCAAAUGUUACCCGGGAGGAUCAAGGAAAGUGGGAUUGUUAUGGACGAAGCAGUAAAAGUUUUAGUGUAAACAAGUCGUUCAUAUUAAAUACUGCUCCCUGCCCUGCUGGGUACUUCUGUCCGUGGUGGACUGAUGAAAAGAUCCCAUGCCCAUACGGGACCUUUAGUGUCGGCGGGCAGAACGAGACCUAUCAUUGUACCAACUGUACAUCUGGGACUCCACGACACGAUUCUUUGGCUUCGCAUGAGCCCGCGAGAUCAGAGGAUGAGUGUCCACGUGCUUCUCUGAGGAAUCGACCCUUGUGGUUGGUAGCCGUUGCACUUGGUAUCUUAAUGGGGGUCUCUGUCACGGUCUUCCUGUGGUACCGACGUCGCUGUAAACGUUCUGCAUUCCCGUACCAGCAAUCUAGUGAAGAUGACGACGAAUUCUCUUCGCUGUACGACGUGUUCAUCUGCUACAGUUCAAAAGACAUAAAAUUCGCUAAAGAGCUACAGGAGAGGCUAGAGAAUGCUGGAUUCAAGUGCUGCAUUGAUCUUCGUGACUUUAUGCCUGGAGAAGCGAUUGUGGUCAACAUAGCAAACGCCAUCUACCACAGUCGAAAAACCCUAGCUAUUCUCUCACCAGACUUUAUUGAAAGCGAGUACUGCAAACACGAACUUCACCAAGCCCUCAAUCGUAGCAUUCGCGCCCAUCAAGUAGUUGCCAUUUUGUACAGAGAGUGCAAUGUGCCGCUCGAGCUGCGUCACAAGACGUAUCUGGACUAUUUGAACUGUUACGUCAAGCCGCACUUCUGGGAACAACUCAACAAAUGCCUGAGUGAAAGGCAAUUGAAACCCAUGGCCCUAGCUACCUAGCUAAUUUGUACAUUCUGGAAACAAGUGCUGGGGGGUUUACAGUCAUGCUAGCAGUUUGAAAUAAGGCAUUGUCAGAUAUGACGAUGCCACCAAACCUGCUAUCGGACAAAUCUAUCUACGAAUCUACUUGUCGACGUAAACACGGGACACGCUUGAUAAAUACACGGACACCCUUGAUAAAUACACGGACACCCUUGAUAAAUACACGGACACGCUUACAGAGAGUAAUGAAAACUUAGACCAGGGACGCGCCUUUUAUACCGCAGGUAGAGAUAAAGGAGUUGUUUAGAGAUAUAGGGGUUCCACUGUAUAACAUAAUAGAAAAUGAAAGGAAAGAUUACUAAAA
Molecule: messenger RNA, 2274 nt
Organism: Nematostella vectensis (starlet sea anemone)
Lineage: Eukaryota; Metazoa; Cnidaria; Anthozoa; Actiniaria; Edwardsiidae
Exons: 7
Coding region: 234-1928 (564 amino acids)
Biological process (GO): signal transduction
Source: RefSeq, a predicted model, not a curated record